Papaver somniferum (opium poppy) is the source of this 1641-nucleotide messenger RNA. RefSeq lists its product as uncharacterized. The coding region runs from base 1 to 1641 and encodes 546 amino acids. The record is from RefSeq and is a predicted model, not a curated record. Lineage: Eukaryota; Viridiplantae; Streptophyta; Magnoliopsida; Ranunculales; Papaveraceae. The transcript has 4 exons.
AUGGAGUCUGAAAUUUUAGAUGCUGAUUUCACUGAAGAAGAAGUUUUAUAUGCAAUUAAGGAUUUAGGCAAUGAUAAGGCACCUGGCCCGGAUAGUUUCCCUAUCAUGUUCUUUCAGAAAUGCUGGUAUUUCAUCGAGGAAGAUAUCAUGAGUACAGUAAAUAAAUUUUGCGCAUCAGGUACUAUCGAUUCUAAACACAACUCAACUUUCAUCACUCAAGUACCUAAAAAGGAUCACAUUGAAACUGUAAAGGAUUGUCGACCUAUUUGUCUUUUAACUAGUGUCUAUAAGAUCAUUGCAAAAGUUUUGGCUUCAAGGAUUAAACUUGUUAUGGAUAAGCUAAUAUCACAUGUACAGUGUUCUUAUAUUGAGGGUAGGGAGAUUAUUGAUGGUACCGUAAUUGCCAAUGAAUUGGUAGAUUCGAGACUAAGGUCUGGUAACGCUGUGCUCAUAAAUGGGUCUUCCUUUGGCUACUUCAAUAGUUCAAGGGGUGUUAGACAGGGUGCUCCAGUUUCUCCCCUAUUGUUUAAUACUACAAUGGAAGGUUUCUCAAUAUUUAUGGAUAGAGCGUCAAACCAAGCCUUACAAUGCUUUGAGUUCAUCGCUGGUUUGAAGGUAAAUACUUCUAAAACUAGGUUAGUCGCAGUGGGAGAUGUACCAGAUUUAUAUUCAUGGGCAACAAAACUUGGUUGCUCUAUUGAUACCUUGCCGUUCAUUUAUUUGGGUAUGACACUUGGUGCCAAGUCGGGUUCAAAAGGAAUUUGGGAUCCAAUUAUUGAGAAGUUUGAUGCGAGAUUGUCACCUUGGAGGAAGAUUUCUCUUUCAAAGGGAGAUACAACGUCUUUUGGAGUUUCAGGCAGAGACAUUACUUUCUGGUUUGAUACUUGGUGUGGACAGAUUCCACUAGCUACUGCUUUCCCCAAUCUUCAUAAAUUGGCUACAAAUAAGUAUAUUAAGUUAGCGGACAUGAUCUCGCCUGAAGGUGGUUGGAAAUUUGAUAUCAAAAGGGUUCUUACUAAUGCAGAAGUGGAUGCUUUUGCUACCCUUCUUAUUCACAUAGGAGACUCCCCUCCAGUAACAGAUGCCUUACCUGAUACUCGUAGAUGGUCUCUCAACACUUCAGGUACUUUCUCAGUCAAAACAUUAUAUGAACAUCUAUACAGGGAACAAGGUAUCGACGAAUUCCCAUACUCUUUUACUUGGAAGUCGGUUGUACCCCCUAAAGUCAACUUCUUGAUGUGGUGUAUCAUUCACGGUAAGCUCAACACCAUUGAUAUUCUGCAAUGUAAGGGUGUACACAUUUAUAACUGUUGUGUGUUGUGGGGAGAUGAUUUUGAAACACAAGAUCACCUAUUUCUACAUUGUAAAGUAGCUCGGAAAAUCUGGAUGGAGAUGUUACCUUCUAACUGGUGUUGGGUCUUCCCUAGAAGCAUGUUUGAUCUUGCCAAAUCUUGGCAGCAUCUUCUCCUUAGUAGUUCAGGUAAAACAAUUUGGGAGCUUAUGCCAGCUGCAAUUAUAUGGGUGCUAUGGAAUGAGAGAAAUUGUCGCAUUUUUGAAAGCAAAUACAAUUUCAAAACGGAUUCUGAUUUAUUGAUUGAUGCGAAGACCCUUGUUCUUACUUUGGCAGCUGCCUCUUGGUAG